Molecule: messenger RNA, 5986 nt
Organism: Pseudopodoces humilis (Tibetan ground-tit)
Lineage: Eukaryota; Metazoa; Chordata; Aves; Passeriformes; Paridae
Gene: EML5
Product: EMAP like 5
Molecular function (GO): microtubule binding
Source: RefSeq, a predicted model, not a curated record
AUGGCUGACCGGAGCGCGCCGAGCUGCCACCUGCGGCUGGAGUGGGUCUACGGCUACCGGGGUCAUCAGUGCCGCAACAACCUCUACUACACGGCGGCCAAGGAGAUCGUCUACUUCGUGGCGGGGGUCGGUGUGGUCUACAGCCCCCGGGAGCACCGGCAGAAAUUCUACCUGGGGCACCAGGACGACAUCAUCAGUCUUGCUUUGCACCCCGAACGUGUGUUGGUGGCAACAGGUCAAGUUGGAAAGGAACCAUAUAUCUGCGUGUGGGAUUCAUACACUGUGCAAACUGUAUCUGUUCUGAAAGACGUUCACACACAUGGUAUAGCUUGCUUGGCCUUUGAUCUAGAUGGUCAGCGUUUGGUCUCGGUUGGUUUGGAUUCGAAAAACACAGUUUGUGUAUGGGACUGGAGAAAAGGAAAAUUGUUAUCAAUGGCUCCUGGUCAUACAGACAGAAUAUUUGAUAUUUCUUGGGAUUUAUACCAGCCAAACAAGCUCGUCAGCUGUGGUGUAAAACACAUCAAGUUCUGGAGCUUGUGUGGCAAUUCGUUGACACCAAAACGUGGUGUCUUUGGCAAGACCGGUGAUCUCCAGACUAUCUUGUGCCUCGCCUGUGCAAGGGAUGAAGUGACGUAUUCUGGUGCGCUGAAUGGAGAUAUAUAUGUAUGGAAAGGAAUCAACCUUGUACGGACAAUACAGGGAGCACAUGCUGCAGGAAUUUUCAGCAUGAAUGCAUGUGAAGAGGGGUUUGCCACUGGUGGCAGGGAUGGCUGCGUUCGCUUGUGGGACUUAAAUUUUAAACCAAUUACUGUGAUUGAUCUCAGGGAAACAGACCAGGGAUAUAAAGGUCUCUCUGUAAGAAGUGUUUGCUGGAGAGGAGACCAUAUACUCGUUGGGACACAAGACAGUGAAAUUUUUGAAAUUGUGGUGCACGAGCGUAAUAAGCCUUUCCUGAUAAUGCAGGGGCACUGUGAAGGAGAGCUGUGGGCUUUGGCUGUCCAUCCUACGAAACCCCUGGCCAUGACUGGAAGUGAUGAUCGAUCAGUCAGAAUCUGGAGUUUAAUAGACCACGCUCUGAUUGCCCGGUGCAACAUGGAGGAGCCCAUUCGCUGCGCCGCGGUUAGUACUGAUGGAAUCCAUCUAGCUCUUGGAAUGAAGGAUGGCUCUUUCACUGUGCUUCGAGUCAGAGAUAUGACUGAGGUUGUUCAUAUCAAAGACAGGAAAGAAGCUAUUCAUGAACUCAAAUAUUCUCCAGAUGGGAAUUUCCUAGCUGUUGGUUCCAAUGACAGCUCAGUGGAUAUAUAUGGGGUUGUUCAACGAUACAAGAAAGUUGGGGAAUGUAUUGGAUCCUUAAGCUUCAUCACCCAUAUGGAUUGGUCUUCAGACAGUAAAUACUUACAGACCAAUGAUGGCAAUGGAAAGAGACUUUUUUACAGAAUGCCAGGUGGAAAAGAAGUAACAAACAAGGAGGAAUUGAAAGGCAUUCAAUGGGCAUCAUGGACCUGUGUUUCUGGCCUUGAAGUUAAUGGAAUCUGGCCCAAAUAUUCUGAUAUAAAUGAUAUAAAUUCUGUGGAUGCAAAUUUUAUUGGUCAAGUUAUGGUUACAGCUGAUGAUUAUGGAAUAGUAAAGCUCUUUCGAUACCCAUGUCUAAGAAAAGGGGCAAAGUUUAAAAAAUAUCUUGGUCACUCUGCUCACGUGACAAACGUCAGAUGGUCGCACGAUCACCAGUGGGUUGUUUCCAUUGGCGGAGCUGAUCAUUCUGUCUUUCAGUGGAAGUUUGUUCCCGACCGCAAGUUGAAGGACACUCUUCAUAUAGCACCCCAAGAGAGUCUGGUUGAUUCUAAUAGUGAUGAAUCAGAUUCAGAUCAGUCUGAUGUUCCAGAGCUGGACUCUGAAAUUGAACAAGAGACACAGAUCACCUAUCGUCGACAGGUUUACAAAGAAGAUCUACCUCAACUUAAAGAGCAAUGCAAAGAAAAAAGAAAAAGUGCAGCUUCUAAGAGACGUGAGCGAGCUCCAGGGAACAGUAUAAGACUACAUUUUGUUCAUGGUUACAGAGGUUACGACUGUCGAAGCAAUCUCUUUUACACGCAGACGGGUGAAAUCGUAUACCAUGUGGCAGCAGUGGGAGUGGUGUACAACCGGCAGCAGAACACACAGCGCUUCUAUCUGGGUCAUGAUGAUGACAUUCUUUGCCUUGCUAUUCAUCCCUUAAAGGACUAUGUGGCAACAGGCCAGGUUGGUCGUGAUUCCUCAAUACACAUUUGGGAUACAGAAACAAUAAAGCCACUCUCAGUAUUAAAGGGCUAUCACCAGUAUGGUGUUUGUGCUGUUGAUUUUUCAGCGGAUGGGAAACGAUUGGCUUCUGUUGGAAUAGAUGACAAUCACACUAUUGUACUCUGGGAUUGGAAGAAAGGAGAAAAGCUUUCAGCAGUAAGGGGAAGCAAAGAUAAGAUUUUUGUUGUUAAGAUUAAUCCUUACAUGCCUGAUAAACUGAUUACAGUUGGAAUUAAACACAUGAAAUUCUGGCGGAGAGCAGGAGGAGGACUAAUUGGGAGAAAGGGCUGCAUAGGUGCAUUGGGAAGAACUGACACAAUGAUGUGUGCAGUGUAUGGCUGGACAGAAGAGAUGGCGUUCUCUGGAACCUCCACGGGGGAUGUGUGUAUUUGGAGAGAUGUGUUUCUCAUAAAAACUGUCAAAGCACAUGAUGGUCCUGUGUUCAGCAUGCACGCAUUGGAAAAAGGAUUUGUCACUGGAGGAAAGGAUGGAGUAGUAGCUCUGUGGGAUGAUACCUUUGAACGCUGUCUCAAAACCUAUGCCAUCAAAAGGGCUGCUCUGGCUCCCGGAUCCAAAGGUCUUCUCUUAGAAGAUAAUCCUUCUAUACGUGCCAUAUCGUUAGGACAUGGUCAUAUUCUAGUGGGCACAAAGAAUGGUGAAAUACUGGAGGUAGAUAAAAGUGGACCAAUAACUCUGCUGGUUCAGGGUCACAUGGAGGGGGAAGUUUGGGGUCUAGCUACUCAUCCUCAUUUACCUAUUUGUGCCACUGUAAGUGAUGACAAAACCUUAAGAAUAUGGGAUUUAUCUCCCAGCCAUUGUAUGUUAGCUGUUCGCAAAUUGAAAAAGGGAGGCAGAUGUUGCUGCUUUUCUCCUGAUGGAAAAGCAUUAGCUGUUGGUCUCAAUGAUGGAAGUUUUUUGAUAGUUAAUGCAGAUACUCUGGAGGAUUUGGUCUCUUUCCAGCACAGGAAAGAUGUUAUUUCAGAAAUCAGAUUUUCUCCUGGGGCUGGAAAGUACUUAGCUGUAGCAUCCUGUGACAACUUUGUAGAUAUUUACAAUGUAAUGAGCAGUAAAAGAGUAGGAAUCUGCAAGGGAGCCUCCAGCUAUAUCACGCACAUGGACUGGGACAUAAGAGGAAAACUUUUGCAAGUCAACACUGGUGCUAAAGAGCAGUUGUUUUUUGAAGCACCUCGGGGAAAAAAACAGACUAUUCCAAGUUUGGAGGUAGAAAAGAUUGGCUGGGCAUCAUGGACAAGUGUUUUGGGCUCUUGCUGUGAAGGGAUCUGGCCAAUAAUUGGUGAAGUCACAGAUGUAACUGCUUCAUGCCUCACUAGUGAUAGUAAAGUAUUGGCCACAGGAGAUGAUUUUGGAUUUGUGAAAUUGUUUCGAUACCCUGCUAAAGGAAAGUUUGGGAAGUUUAAGAGGUAUGUUGCUCACAGUACCCAUGUGACAAAUGUCCGUUGGACCUACGAUGACAGUUUGUUGGUCACUGUUGGAGGAGCAGACACCUCCUUAAUGCUGUGGACUUAUGAGAUGGAAGGACAUCGGGAUAGCAGGCAGUGUGACAGUGAGGAGUCUGAUCUAGAUUCUGAAGAAGAUGGAGGUUAUGACAGUGAUGUGACAAGGGAAAAUGAAAUUAAUUACACCAUCAAAGCCUUAUCAACAAACAUUAGACCAAUGUUUGGAAUUAAGCCUCAUCUGCAACAAAAGGAGCCAACCUUAGAUGAAAGGCAGGGGGUAGUAAGAGGUUCCAGACCACCAGUUAGUAGGGCAUUGCCACAGCCGGAGAAACUUCAGACAAAUAAUGUGGGGAAAAAAAAGAGACCUAUAGAGGACCUAAUUUUGGAGCUGGUGUUUGGGUAUCGAGGCAAGGACUGCAGGAACAAUGUGCACUAUUUGAAUGAUGGUGCUGAUGUAAUUUAUCACACUGCAUCUAUUGGCAUCUUGUAUAAUGUGGCAACAGGCUCUCAGUCAUUUUACCAGGAACACAAUGAUGAUAUUUUGUGCCUCACUGUGAAUCAGCACCCCAAGUUUACCAACAUAGUGGCAACUGGCCAAGUAGGAGACUCAGCAGAUAUGUCAGCUACAGCUCCUUCUAUUCAUGUGUGGGAUGCAAUGAACAAGCAGACGCUGUCGGUACUGCGGUGCUACCAUUCCAAGGGCGUUUGCUCAGUCAGUUUCAGUGCCACUGGCAAGCUGCUGCUGUCCGUAGGGCUGGAUCCCGAACAUACCAUUACCAUUUGGAAGUGGCAGGAAGGUGCCAAAAUUGCCAGCCGAGCUGGUCAUAACCAGCGUAUAUUUGUAGCAGAAUUCAGGCCGGAUUCAGAUACACAGUUUGUUUCUGUGGGAGUAAAACAUGUGAGGUUCUGGACACUGGCUGGAAGAGCUCUCCUCAGUAAAAAAGGGCUGCUGAGCUCCAUAGAAGAUGCCCGCAUGCAGACAAUGCUUUCUGUAGCUUUUGGAGCGAAUAACUUGACAUUUACAGGUACUAUCAGUGGAGAUGUUUGUGUUUGGAAAGAUCAUGUGUUGAUACGAAUUGUGGCCAAAGCUCACAACGGACCUGUUUUCACAAUGUAUACCACACUGAGAGAUGGUUUGAUUGUUACAGGAGGCAAAGAAAGGCCUUCAAAGGAAGGAGGAGCAGUUAAGCUCUGGGACCAGGAGCUGAAACGAUGUCGUGCCUUCAGACUGGAGACAGGACAAAUGACAGACUGUGUUCGCUCUGUUUGCAGAGGCAAGGGGAAAAUUCUCGUUGGGACAAGAAAUGCUGAAAUAAUUGAAGUUGGAGAGAAAAAUGCUGCAUGUAACAUUCUAAUUAACGGUCAUAUGGAUGGACCCAUCUGGGGCCUAGCAACACAUCCAUCCAGAGAUUUUUUCCUUUCUGCUGCAGAAGAUGGCACAGUAAGACUCUGGGAUAUUACUGAAAAGAAGAUGCUGAACAAAGUCAGCUUAGGACACGCAGCUCGUACAGUUUGUUACAGCCCAGAAGGUGAUAUGGUAGCUAUUGGCAUGAAAAAUGGAGAAUUUAUUAUCCUGCUUGUGACCUCUUUAAAAAUUUGGGGGAAAAAAAGGGACAGAAGAUCAGCAAUUCAAGAUAUCAGGUUUAGCCCAGACUCUCGGUACCUAGCAGUUGGUUCCAGUGAGAAUGCAGUGGAUUUUUAUGAUCUGACUUUGGGUCCUACACUAAAUCGAAUCAGCUAUUGCAAAGAUAUCCCAAGUUUUGUGAUCCAGAUGGACUUCUCUGCUGAUAGCUCUUAUCUCCAGGUCUCUACGGGGUCUUACAAAAGGCAAGUGUACGAAGUGCCUUCAGGAAAGCAGCUUGUGGACCAGGCUGUGAUUGACAGGAUAACAUGGGCUACUUGGACAAGUGUUCUAGGGGAUGAAGUAAUUGGAAUCUGGUCCAGGCAUGCUGAAAAAGCUGACGUGAACUGUGCUUGUGUCUCUCACUCGGGAAUCAAUCUUGUAACAGGCGAUGAUUUUGGCAUGGUCAAACUGUUUGACUUCCCAUGUCCUGAAAAAUUUGCAAAACACAAAAGAUUUUUAGGUCACUCUGCCCACUUAACUAAUAUUCGAUUCACAAGUGGAGACAGAUACGUGGUCAGUGCCGGAGGGGACGACUGCAGCUUAUUUGUUUGGAAGUGUGUGCAUAUGCCUCAUUGAGAGAGACAUGGAGACUUGCAAAGAGGAAACUGCAUGAAGUACCAGGCAUGAA